Haliotis rubra (blacklip abalone) is the source of this 3194-nucleotide messenger RNA. Its product is annotated as cullin-2-like. Gene Ontology annotation, cellular component: Cul2-RING ubiquitin ligase complex; SCF ubiquitin ligase complex. Gene Ontology annotation, biological process: SCF-dependent proteasomal ubiquitin-dependent protein catabolic process; protein ubiquitination. NCBI's taxonomy places the organism in Eukaryota, Metazoa, Mollusca, Gastropoda, Lepetellida, Haliotidae. The record is from RefSeq and is a predicted model, not a curated record. Gene Ontology annotation, molecular function: ubiquitin protein ligase binding.
UAAACUGUCAUGGCUGCUCACUUGAGAUGGCGUAAAUACCGUCUUUCCUGAUACUAACCAACUGAUUAUCUCAACUUUCACCGACAUUUUGCAUAUACUGACAGUGUUAGGAUGUCCCUCAAACCUCGACGUGUAGACUUCCCUGCGACCUGGACUGUCCUGCUGGACACUGUGAAGGGUGUGGUCACCUGUGGACGAGUUGCCAGGGCAACAUGGACUGACAGAUUCCAUGAUGUGUAUCAGUUAUGUGUAGCAUUCCCGGAACCUCUUGGCGAUAAGCUGUACCAGGAGACCAAGUCCUUCUUGGAGGCCCAUGUGUCAUCCCUUCUCAAGGCUGUGCAGAGCUGUGGGUCGGAGAACCUGCUGGCCAACUACCACAAACACUGGGAGGAGUACAGUCAAGGCUCCCACUAUCUGAACCAGCUGUACGGCUACUUGAACUCCACCUUCAUCCGGAAACAGAAAGUGAGUGACGCUGACCUCAACUAUGGCGGAUUUGCCAUGGACAUGGCGGACCAGAUGCUGGAGAUAGGAGAGCUCGCCCUGGACACGUGGAAACGGUUGAUGAUUGAGCCACUCAAGACUCAGCUACUCAACCUGAUAUUACAAGAAGUCAAGAAGGACAGGGGAGGUAACUCUGUGAACCAGACUGUUGUCCAUGGCGUUAUCAACUCCUUCGUCAAUGUGGAAGAAUAUAAGAAGAAGUAUUCAAUGCAGCUGUAUGAGGAGUUGUUUGAGACGCCGUUCCUGCACGAGACGGGAGACUACUACCGACAGGAGGCCGCCAAACUCAAGGAUGAGUACAACUGCUCCGACUACAUGGAGAAGGUGAUCCAGAAGCUGGACAAUGAAGACUUCAGGAGUCGGAAGUUCCUGCACCCUAGUUCGUACACGAAGGUGACCCACGAAUGCCAGCAACGUAUGAUAGCUGACCACCUACAGUUCCUUCAUGGCGAGUGUCGCGAGAUGGUGCAGACAGAGAAGAGAAAAGACCUGACACACAUGUACAGCCUCCUGAAGCCGAUACAGUCCGGACUGGGCGUACUCAUGCAGGAAGUGGAGGACCAUAUAAAACACACUGGACUCGAGGCUGUCCGCUCUCUCAAGGGGGAAAAUGUGCCUGGGCAGUUCGUGGAAUCCAUGUUAGAAGUACACAGUAAAUACACAGAACUAAUACAAAGUGUCUUUCAUGCUGAUCAGCAGUUUGUUGGUGCCCUUGAUAAGGCAUGUGCAGCUGCCAUCAACUUCCGUUCUAAUCCAAAAAUGGCUUGCAAAUCAGCCGAGCUGCUUGCUCGCUAUUGUGAUGGAUUAUUAAAGAAGAGUUCUAAGGGUAUUUCCGAGACGGAGCUCGACGACAAGCUAGCCAACUGUAUAACUGUAUUCAAGUACCUAGAUGAUAAAGAUGUCUUUCAAAGGUUUUAUUCUCGAAUGCUUGCCAAGCGCCUCAUCUACAGUCAGUCGACCUCCAUGGAUGCUGAGGAGGCCAUGAUCAACAGGCUCAAGCAAGCAUGUGGGUAUGAGUUCACCAACAAGCUCCACCGAAUGUUCACCGAUAUGAGCAUCAGCUCUGAUCUCAACAACAAGUUCUCGGACUUCACCAGGGAGGACAGUUCCCGGGACCUCGGGGUCAACUUCUCUAUCCUUGUCUUACAGGCCGGCGCCUGGCCCAUAGCUCAGAGUAAUCUUCCUUCAUUUGCCUUACCUCAGGAGCUGGAGAGAAGUGUUAGAAUGUUUGAAUUAUUCUACAACAAAAAUUUCAGUGGGAGAAAGUUAGCAUGGAUGCACAGCUUUUGUAAUGUUGAAAUGAAGUUUAACUAUCUGAAGAAGACGUACUUCGUGACGAUGGGGACGUUCCACAUGGGGAUCCUGCUGCUGUUUAAUAGUGGCGACAAUGUGGAGAAGCUUGCAUUUAGCUUUAUACAGAAACACACAACACUGCCUGAAAGGGAGCUGGUCAAACAACUGCAGUCACUUAUAGAUACCAAAAUAAUCUCACAUGAAGGUGAAAUUACACCUCAGAGCGACUUCGAGUUAAACUUAGCUUACAACAACAAAAGAACCAAGUUCAAGAUCACAGCUGCUGUGCAGCGAGAUUCUCCACAGGAAGUAGAACUGACCCACUCGGCCGUGGACGAAGAUCGUAAGAUGUAUGUGCAAGCUGCGAUUGUCCGCAUCAUGAAGGCGAGAAAGGUUCUCAAACAUAAUCUUCUCAUACAGGAGGUGAUCAGCCAGUCGCGGUCCCGCUUUAACCCCAGCAUCAGUAUGAUCAAGAAGUGUAUAGAGACUCUCAUAGACAAACAGUACCUCGAACGGACAGCUAACACUACAGACGAAUACAGCUACGUAGCAUGAUGCAACUGUCUAUGUGGGUGUGCGUCACACACUCUAGCCCUCAUACCGACUGCAUCGUCACUAGCGCUCAACAUGUCAUUCUGUCUAGAUGUGAAAUCAGCCUGACUUUCAAGCUCCUGAUCUGAGGCUGCGAGUGCACCUGUUGAAGAAUGGCACCACAGGAUUGGAUUAUAUGAAGAGUGUGUAUUGUUAUCAAAGCAUAUUGGAAUACAUCUAAUGUUUUGGGAUGACAUUUUGAGAAGAUAAUAAUAGACUAACUUUCUCUUGGAGUCCUACUGGGAAAAGGAAAAAUGGAAAAUGGACAACUUUUCAUAACAGUGAUUUUAUUAUUACAUCUUGACACGCAUAGCAAUAUUGGUGGAAGAGAAGUGGACAGUUGUGUUUAACAAGAACAUGACAGAACAAGGUUGAUGGCAGAAAAACAUUGUGACUAUGGAAUGCAUCCACAGACAUUAGUUAAGAAAAAUAUUGAAACUAUUAUUGUCAUAGUUCGCGUGAAGGCUGGAGUAAUUAAUCCCCACGGUUCCUUGAUCCUCCUUACCAACAAAUGGGAGAUGACACAAAAUUAUGUAUAAAUUUUGCAAGUUUAUUCUAUUUUAUUUUCAAACAAAAUUAAUCAAGCAAAUAUAAAUUAAACUAAAAAGUACAAUGUAUUCUCACAAAUUUACUGAAGACUUAUCCAUAAAAUAUAAAAUAGGUCUGUGAAGUCCUCAUGCAAAGAAAACCAAGAGAAAUCUGUUUCUAACUGCUGCAAGUAGCAAAUGUUUUUUUGUGUUUUUAAAAAAAUUGAAAUCCAUCAAUUUUUUGUAUGUGGUUAAUAAGUGAUGAUCAUGCUAAAGAAA